AUUAUUUUGGUACCUCAUUUUAUUCUUCAAUGUAAAGAAGAUGUUUAACAGUUUUUAAGUCACUAUCAUUCCACUCUUUACAAAAUAAAAAUUUAUAGAUUAUUUUGUUCACAAAAUUUAUUUUAGGUCUCAAAUAAAUUAAAAACAUUUUGAUCUUGCUGACUGACCAAAAAUACAAAAAAAUAAUUAGGCCUUUGUUAUUUUUUAAAGAAAAACGAUCGAUACAACUUGUAUAAAGAAAUCAAGAAACUAAAUCUUACGUUAUGAAGGGUGAAUUUAACGCAAGCAAUGCUAAGGACAUCCCUGGUUUAAUGCAUGUUUCCUGUAUUUCACGACUCUAUAUUUAUUCAUUACCUAUUGUAAAAUGUUUUGAAGGUGCAUUGUCACAUUUUUAUAUUCUUUAUCGAUUGGUGAAUCCUCUUUGGUCUAAUUAACAACCAACCCGUUUUGAAAUCUAUCCAAAACGUUGACUGAUCAUUAAUCUACUGAUCUUGCAAUUUAUAACAUGGUUUCUACUAAUUAUCUUUAGUUCUGCUUACUAAUAUUUUAAGUUAGUUAUAUUUCGAAUUGAAUUCAAAUGACUAAUGAUUUUCUGUUAUUCACCACUCACCAGGGAGUCCAGGAUUUAAUUUAGUGAUCCGAAAAUCAAAGAAUUUGAACAUGCAUGUGAGAUAUGUAUACAUAAUGAAACUUUAUUAACUCACCAUUCACUAAUAGUCAACUUUAUAUAAUAAAUAAUAACAAAAAUACAUACAAGGUAUAAAGUACAAUCAUAUAUAAGAUACACCAUUGCUAAAAAAAAAUAUAAGAUACACCAAAUAUUCUUCAUUUAUUCAACCUUUAAUCAAUCUAAAAAGAGAAAGAGAUACCAAAUCUAUAGUACCCUUAAUUAUACUAACUAUAUUCAAUAAACCCCAAAUCAUUAAUGCCCAUAAAUCUUUGUCAAAUUUGACUAGUAUAGUUUCCUGCACAGUUACGGUUACCGGUAAUGCUUUACAUGGAAAUUUAUAUCGUGAUCAUUAGUAUUUUCUUAAACUAAAUCAAUCAUAUUCAUAUUACAGAAUCUGGGUACAAGUUGACGAAAUUAAAUAUUAAUAAAAUAAAAUAUAAACUUCCAUAUACAAUCAUAAUUGAUUUUGCCUCAAAUUAAACCUUUACCUUACUAACAUAACAUUCCUAUAAAUUCCCCUCUCACACACCUUCUUCUCCGAUAUCAAUUCAUCCUCAAUAGACUAACAUUCUCUGAAAAAAACACAAAAAAUGAUUCACAAAACAUCAGGUCUUCUUCUUCUUCCUCUGACUCUCAUCUUUCUUGAUUUCAUCCUAAUCUCAUCAUUAGCCAACCCGACCCCAAUCACAUCCCUCAAUGUCUUAACCUACGGAGCUAAACCAGAUGGCUCAAAAGACUCAACCAAAGCCUUCUUAGCCGCGUGGGAAGCCGCAUGUGCCUCUCCGAAUCCCACAACUAUUAUUGUACCAAAAGGACGGUUCUUGGUCGGAAACCUUGUAUUCCAAGGCAACAAAUGUACGAAUGCUCCAAUAUCUUUUCGUAUAGCCGGCUCAAUUAUUGCACCGGAAGAUUUUAGAGUUAUCGCAAGCUCACUACAAUGGAUCAUGUUCGAUGGAGUCACUAACGUUUCAAUCUACGGUGGUGUACUUGACGCACAAGGCUCUAGUUUGUGGAAAUGCAAGAACAGUGGUGGCAAAAAAUGCCCUACUGGCGCUAAGACUUUGUUAUUUACUGAUUCGAAUAACAUCAGUAUCUACGGUUUAACGUCGAUCAAUAGCCAGAAGUUCCAUAUAGUUAUCGACCAGAGCAAUAACGUUAAGAUUGACGGCGUUAAAGUUUCUGCUGAUGCGGAUAGCCCUAACACCGAUGGGAUUCACAUCGAGAACUCUCACUCAGUGAAUAUCACUAACUCAAGAAUUGGAACCGGGGACGAUUGCAUCUCCAUCGGUCCAGGAUCCACUCAUGUUUCUAUACAAGGCAUUCAAUGCGGUCCAGGCCAUGGCAUCAGUAUCGGGAGUCUUGGGAGAUCAGAGGACGAGCAAGGAGUGGAGAACGUGAUGGUGAGUAACGUGGAUUUCAUGUCAACGGAUAACGGAGUUAGGAUCAAGACAUGGGGAAAAGAUAGCAAGAGUUUCGUACGAAACAUUGUUUUCCAACAUAUUAAAAUGAAGAUGGUCAAGAACCCGAUUAUCAUAAACCAACACUAUUGUCUUGACAAACCUUGCCCUAAAAAGGAAUCUGGAGUUGAAAUAUCAAAUGUGAGAUAUGAAGAUAUACAAGGGACAUCGAAUACGGAAGUGGCGGUUAUGUUGGAUUGUAGUAAGGAUAAACCAUGUACCGAUAUUGUAAUGGGUAAUGUGAAUCUCGUCUUGCAAAUGGUUAAUGGGUCGGCUCAGGCUUCUUGCAACAAUGCAAAUGGAUUAGCUAAUGAUGUCGUUGUCCCGUUCACUCCUUGUCUAAAGAGAGACUUGCUUUUGACAUGAUAUAUUGAAGGAUCACCGAAUCGAUGUCGUCCCGAUUGCUCCUUGACUAAAGAUUAGUUUAUGAAGCUAAAUCAGUGAACGACGCUUUAUUGUUUGCUAGUUGUUUUUUUUUUCCUUUGGUUUCUAUGUUGCUACUUAUUUUGAUCUUUAAAAAUUUUUGUACUCGAACUUAUGGUAUGAACUUUUAAAGUAAUGAUUAAAGUUUUGGCUCAGAUCAUUAUAUUUCAGUAACGUAAGGAUAAACUUUGCUAACAUAAGCAAAAUGUUAACUGCACUUUCUAAAAUUAUAAAAGGUUUCAAAUGAUAGUAGUUUUCUUUAUGAGUUUUAGCUAUGAUUUUUCUUUGGGGUUAUGUAAUAGACGAUUAGAUACUAGUCAUCGACCCAAAAAUGUAAUAGAUGAACUAACUUUUUAUAUAAAAUUUCACAUAUGAAUACAUAAAGAAAUCAAGAAACAAAAUCUUACGUAGUGAAUUGCGACUUUAACGCAAGCAAAGCUACGGACAUCCUUGGUUUCAUGCAUGUUUCCUGUACUUCACAACUCUAUAUUUAUUCAUUACCUUCUGGCUUCUGUAAAAUGUUGUGAAUGUGCAUUGCUACAUUUCUAUAUUCUCUACCGAUGGGAGAAUCCUCUUUGGUCUAAUUAACAAUCAACCUGUUUCGAAAUCUAUUCAAAACGUUGACUGAUCAUUAAUCCACUGAUCUUGUAAUUUAUAACAUGUUUUCUACUAAUCAUCAAUUAAUUCCGCUUACUUGUAUGUUAUUUAUCUUUGUCAAUUCAAAUGACUUGUGAUUUUCUGUUAUUCAGCAGGGAGUUUAGGGUUUACUUUAUCAAAGAAUUUGAACAAGCAUGUGAGAUAUGUAUACAUGAUGAAACUUUUAUUAAAUCACUAUUCACUAAUAGUCAUUAGUUCAUAUUUAAAAAUAAAUAAUAACAAAAAUACAUACAGGGAAAACGUACAAUCAUAAUUCAUAAGAUCUACCAAAUAUUUUUCAUUUACUCAAUCUUUAAUCAAUCUAAAAAGAGAAAGACUACUAAAUCUAUAGAACCUAAUCAGUUUCAACCAAAUAUUCACCAAUUAAUUAUACUAACUAUUCAAUAAACCCCAAAUCAUUCAUAAAUCUUUGUCUAAUUGGACUAGUAUAAUUUCGUGCACAGUUACGGUUACCGGUAAUGCUGUUUUACAUGGAAAUUUAUCUCGUGAAUAGUAUUUUCUUGAACUAAAUCAAUAAUAUCCAUAUUGCAGAAUCUGGGUACAAGUUGACGAAAUUAUAUAUUAAUAAAAUAAAAUAUAAACUUCCAUAUACAAUCAUAAUCUAUUUUGCCUCAAAUUAAACCUUUACGUUACUAAACUAACAUAUAAAUUCCCCUCUCACAUACCUUCUUCUCAAUAUCAUCCAUCCUCAAUAGACUAACCUUCUCUGAAAAAAAAACACAAAAAUGAUUCACAAAACAUCAUGUCUUCUUCUUCUUCCUCUGACUCUCAUCUUUCUUGAUUUCAUCCUAAUCUCAUCAUUAGCCAAACCGACCCCAAUCACAUCCCUCAAUGUCUUAACCUACGGAGCUAAACCAGAUGGCUUAAAAGACUCAACCAAAGCCUUCUUAGCCGCAUGGCAAGUCGCAUGUGCCUCUCCUAAUCCCACAACUAUUAUUGUACCAAAAGGACGGUUCUUGGUCAGAAACCUUGUAUUCCAAGGCAACAAAUGUACGAAUGCUCCAAUAUCUUUUCGUAUAGCCGGUUCAAUUAUUGCACCGGAGGAUUUUAGAGUUAUCGCAAGCUCACUACAAUGGAUCAUGUUCGAUGGAGUCACUAACGUUUCAAUCUACGGUGGUGUACUUGACGCACAAGGCUCUAGUUUGUGGAAAUGCAAGAACAGUGGUGGCAAAAAAUGCCCUACUGGCGCUAAGGUUCGCUUGACCCACAAGUAACUAUAAACUUCCCUGAUAUACAUGCAGUUUAUAUAUUAACUUUACUUGUUUGUGAACUGUUUUUGCAGACUUUGUUAUUUACUGAUUCGAAUAACAUCAGUAUCUACGGUUUAACGUCGAUCAAUAGCCAGAAGUUCCAUAUAGUUAUCGACCAGAGCAAUAACGUUAAGAUUGACGGCGUUAAAGUUUAUGCUGAUGCGGAUAGCCCUAACACCGAUGGGAUUCACAUCGGGAAGUCUCACUCAGUGAAUAUCACUAACUCAAGAAUUGGAACCGGGGACGAUUGCAUCUCCAUCGGUCCAGGAUCCACUCAUGUUUCUAUACAAGGCAUUCAAUGCGGUCCAGGCCAUGGCAUCAGGUAACACAAAAAUUCAUUUCUUGCCAUACAAGUUACUUAAUAUCUCGACUUAAUUUGGUUUGUGGAUCCUCAACAUAGUAUUGGAAGUCUUGGAAGAUCAGAGGACGAGCAAGGAGUGGAGAACGUGCUGGUGAGUAACGUGGAUUUCACGUCAACGGAUAACGGAGUAAGGAUCAAGACAUGGGGAAAAUAUAGCAAGAGUUUUGUUAGAAACAUUGUUUUCCAACAUAUUAAAAUGAAGAUGGUCAAGAACCCUAUCAUCAUUAACCAACACUAUUGUCUUGACAAACCUUGCCCUAAAAAGGUAAUAAUUAAAUUAAAUAACCGUAUCUUAUUACCCCUAAUUAUUUAUAUAUAUUGAGUCAAUUAAUUUGUAAAUUUUAUUACAGGAAUCUGGAGUUGAAAUAUCAAAUGUGAGAUAUGAAGAUAUACAAGGGACAUCGAAUACGGAAGUGGCGGUUAUGUUGGAUUGCAGUAGGGAGAAACCAUGUACCGAUAUUGUAAUGCGCAAUGUGAAUCUCGUCUUGCAAAGGAUUAAUGGAUCGGCUCAGGCUUCUUGCAAUAAUGCAAAUGGAUUAGCUAAUGAUGUCGUUGUCCCGUUCACUCCUUGUCUGAAGAGAGACAUGCUUUUGAUAUGAUAUAUGGAAGGAUCACCGAAUAGAUGUUGUCCCGACUGCCCAUUGACUGAAGAUGAGUUUAUGAAGCUGAAUCAGUGAACGACGUCGUAUUGUUUGCUAGUUGUUUUUUUCCUUUGAUUUCUAGGUUGGUGCUUAAGUAGAACCUCAAUAAAUUAAUAAUCGAUAAAUUAAUAAUUUCUAUAAAUGAAUAAAUUUCACCAGUCUUAACUUAGACCGAUUCAAAAUUAGACAUAAAUUUAUAAAAUAAUAAGAUAAUCAUAUUUUAUAUAAUUAUAUAGUCCCAUUAAAAUUAUAAAUUAACAAUUUAUAUGUAUACAUAUUUUAUAUAAAUAAGAACCUAUUAUUA
Messenger RNA from Brassica napus (rape), 5763 nucleotides. Its product is annotated as probable polygalacturonase At2g43860. The transcript is spliced from 4 exons. The coding region runs from base 1261 to 2493 and encodes 410 amino acids. NCBI's taxonomy places the organism in Eukaryota, Viridiplantae, Streptophyta, Magnoliopsida, Brassicales, Brassicaceae. Gene Ontology annotation, molecular function: polygalacturonase activity. Gene Ontology annotation, biological process: carbohydrate metabolic process. The record is from RefSeq and is a predicted model, not a curated record.